Molecule: messenger RNA, 1291 nt
Organism: Gymnodraco acuticeps
Lineage: Eukaryota; Metazoa; Chordata; Actinopteri; Perciformes; Bathydraconidae
Product: DNA ligase 1-like
Exons: 1
Coding region: 1-1095 (364 amino acids)
Source: RefSeq, a predicted model, not a curated record
AUGGAGACCAAACUAAAAGAAGUGUCUCAGGAAGAGCACGACCUGGCUAAGAAGAACCUGAGCUGCGUGACUGAGCUCAAACAGGUGAAGGCCAAAUUGAAACAGGUGGAGGAGGAGAACGAUAAUCUGGCAAAGAUCAACAAAAGCUGGGAGACGGAUGUCAAGCAGCUGAAAGACCAGAUGAGAGAGAAGGAGGACAAGUUCUCCAAAGAUCUGGCCGAAGAACACUUGAGCUGCGAAACCACGGUUCAUCUGAUGGAGAUCAUAUUACAAGAGGAAGAGAAGAAAAGUGACAACCUGGUUCACAAACACCUGAUCGGGGAGAAUGAAUUGAAAGUGGUUCAGGCACAAUUAGAACAGGCCAAGGAAUCCAUGAGGAACCUGAGUAAGGAAAACCAGAGCAAUGUCAAACAGAAGGACAUGAGAGUCCAGCAGCUGGAGAACGUCCUGGAGGAGCAGGAGGAACAGUUCUCUGAAAAACACCUGAGCUGGGAGACUCAGUUAAAACAGGUGGAGGAUAAAUGCAAACGGGUGCAGAAGCAGAAGAACCAUUUGGCCAAGAUCAAAAAAAGCUGGGAGACGGAUGUCAAGCAGCUGAAAGACCAGAUGAGAGAGAAGGAGGACAAGUUCUCCAAAGACCUGGCCGAAAAACAACUGAGCUGGGAGACAAGAGUCCAGCAGCUUGAGGAGGAGAUGAAGGAGCAGAAGGAGAAGUGCUCCAAAGACCUGACCCAGAAACACCAGCGCUGGGAGACCACGGUUCAUCUGAUGGAGACUCAACUGAAGGAGGCGAAGGAGGAGAAGGACGACCUCGCUCAGACGCAACUGAAGGAGGCGAAGGAGGAGAAGGACGACCUCGCUCAGACGCGACUGAGCUGGGAGGCUAAAGAGAAGAAGAUGGAGGACGAGAAGGCACUUCUGGAGGACCUGUGUCUUCACAUGAAGAGUAAGAGCAGAGGAUUCUUCGCUCGCAAGAGGGCGACUGAGGAAAGGGAUGCCAUUUUGCAGAAGAUGCUGCGCAAGAUGCAAGAGAAGGAGAUGAGAAAGGAAGCAAAGGGGGAGAAAGAGGAGAAGGAGGAGGCUGGACGUCAGUAGCUGUCUUUUCCUCUCCUCUUUCCCUCCUCCCUUUCCCCUCACCUCCUUCCUCCUACCUCACCCCUUACUGCCUUCCCCUUUUCAUACUCAGGGUUUUCUCCUGGAGCUCAGGUUUUCCCACAAUCUGUAUAAUAGAUGUAAAAAAACUCACUAUUAAGUCCCUCCCCCUUUUACUGUACUUCCUGCUACCUCACCC